Molecule: messenger RNA, 6826 nt
Organism: Pelodiscus sinensis (Chinese soft-shelled turtle)
Lineage: Eukaryota; Metazoa; Chordata; Testudines; Trionychidae
Gene: NAA40
Product: N-alpha-acetyltransferase 40, NatD catalytic subunit
Cellular component (GO): nucleus
Molecular function (GO): histone H2A acetyltransferase activity; histone H4 acetyltransferase activity; protein N-terminal-serine acetyltransferase activity
Source: RefSeq, a predicted model, not a curated record
CACGGUCCCCCUUCCCCUUCCCUCUCCGUCCGCGGGCUCCACGCAGGCGCAGUGCGUGCUUACCGACCGUUCUCUUUUCCCCCUUCGCCCCCUCCCCCUGGUGGGUUCCCCCCUCCCGCGGAUUUGUGAGGAGUCGGUGGGGUCCCGCUUGUCGCCGCCAUGGGGAGAAAGUCAAGUAAAGCCAAGGAGAAGAAACAGAAGCGACUGGAGGAACGGGCUGCCAUGGAUGCUGUAUGUGCUAAGGUAGAAGCAGCCAAUAAACUUGGAGACCCCUUAGAAGCCUUCCCAGUGUUCAAGAAAUACGACAGGAAUGGUUUAAACGUUUCCAUCGAGUGUAAAAGAGUGUCGGGCAUGAACCAGGCUACAGUUGACUGGGCUUUCGAACUAACCAAAACAAAUAUGCAAACUCUGUACGAGCAGAGUGAAUGGGGCUGGAAAGACCGUGAGAAGCGGGAGGAGAUGACAGACGACAGAGCUUGGUAUCUGAUCGCUUGGGAAGAUAGCUCUGUCCCUGUAGCAUUCUCACACUUCCGCUUUGACGUGGAGUGUGGGGAUGAAGUCCUGUACUGUUAUGAAGUGCAGUUGGAAAGCAAAGUCAGAAGAAAAGGUCUUGGCAAGUUUCUCAUACAGAUUCUGCAACUCAUGGCGAACAGCACACAGAUGAAGAAAGUCAUGCUAACAGUAUUUAAACACAAUCAUGGGGCCUAUCAAUUCUUCAGAGAAGCGUUACAGUUUGAAAUUGAUGACACCUCGCCCAGCAUGUCUGGCUGCUGCGGGGAUGACUGCUCCUAUGAGAUCCUCAGCCGAAGAACUAAAUUUGGUGAGAGCCAGCACUCUCACUCGGGCAGCCACUGUGGAGGCUGCUGCCACUGAGUUUGAACCACCUCUGUGUAGUCCUUCUCACAACACAUACCUUCAUCUUCCUUCCCUGCCAUCCCCAUCCUCACAUACUCCUUAAGAUAGGCCACUGCCUGCCUCUCAGUCAAGAGACUUAGACCACAUUCCGGAGCGUGGAUGAAAUUGCUCUCCUCUGUGCAGGAGGCACUAGAAAUCAAAGUCCUAUCCAGCUCUUGGACCUAGUGCUGUGACCUCAGAAAGGAAGCACCAGACGUGUCAAUCUGAGGACACUAAAUGAAAGCAACUUCAAAGCAUAGGUUAAGGAAGCGGCGGGGCAUGCAAUGAGGACAGUGAGCCAGUAGCUUCUCUUUCCCCCAGUAUCCCUCCAUUCAACCUACGAGAUGUAAAUGGUUUGGAGCAAGAGCAAUGACAUGGCUUUAUUACCCACGUCUCAAUCCCUGCAUAUACCAUCUGAGGAUUAACAUUGUUCUUUCCCAAGGUGCUCCAUAGAGCUUUAGAACCAAUUACAAUGCAAAUACAAGAUUCUGAGCCAAAAAUAACCCAGGCAUAUCUUAGAACCUUUGAGAAUGUUUUUAUGCUUCACUCAACCCUCAUGGGUCCCAAGUUCAGGGUUCCAUGUAACACCUGUAACACCUUAAUGGUGAUGGCUUCUGCAGAAGAAAUGCAGAGAGUCAUGCUCAGGUAUUGAUGGGCAAUUUCCAGCUCUUCCUGGCUGUAAAAUGUAAGAUACAGCCUGUAACUUUUGGGAUCUUAAGAUGGAUGAAAAAACACACCCCAACAACUUUGUGAGCAAAACUGCUUUCACUUUCUUUGCUAGAGCAAGGAGAGUCUGUUUCAUGUUUUUGUUUCCCUGCAGUUGGUACCAAGUACUAAAAAGAAAUAGAAAUGGAUUGUAAGAUCAGUGCAUUGGGAACAUUUGUGGCUCAGCUGAAAUGCCCAUGGCCUGCCAAUUACAUGUAGCAGUCAAGGAUUGAGUGUAGAAGAGCAGUGGCUUUCAGUCCGAGGCUGUCAUGCCACAGUCCUGUUGCUUUUUUGUGUUCUAGCUAUCGCGUGCUCUCCACUGAAGCAAGGCAGAACUGGGAGCUCUGUAAGGCUGAGGGAGCUAGCAGUGGUAAUGGGCUUACUUGAUUGUACUGACUGUGUGUGAUCAGUAAUAGUCAGAUCUCAUGUGAGGGCCCUAUCCUCUCUGCAGUGGCUGCUCUGCACUGUUAGAGCAUGUGUCUAAGCUGGAAACUUCUGUGUUCUGCAGACACCCCAGUCAAGUAAUUUUUCUUCUCCGUGCCUCAGUUUCCUCAUCUGUAACAUCAGGAUUGUACUGACCCAGCUAAUGUCUGUAAACACUUUACAAUACGUGGCUGGCAUGUGCUAGGAAGCACAUAAUCUUUCUGGCUGAGUAUAACCCAAGGAGGAGAGGGUGGAGAAGGGCUUUCUCCACACCGGUGCUGGCUGGAACAAGUUACAUAACUUAGUGCUCUACUGGAAACAUGUUGAGAAUCAGGUUAGCAUAAAGGAUCCAUAAUGUAGGACCAGCCAUGGUCUGUUGACUUAAUGGAAGGGAGGUUGUAGAAAGCAGUCAGUGGUAGAAACGGUCUGAAUCUUGUGAUUUUUUUUUUUAAGGCCUCUCUAUAACUUUUUCUUUCUUCUCAAGGAUAAGAAACAGUCAUGGAGUCUGUGACUCCUUUUUAUUCUUAAGCUACUCACAGAAGUCCCACCCCACUCCAUGGGGGAGGACAGUUCUCGUCUCCCAUACACCUAAGGGCAGGCCAGUGGCUCACCGCUUGAGUUCCAGCCUCUAUUUAUACCAAAUCCAAACCCUUUCAGUAGGAACAGCAGCAAGUUCCUUUUUGCAGCAGAUGCCUUUUGCCCUUCCUCAGAGCAUGGCUUCCCAUUCUGAGCCAGGGAGUAGGAGGGCACCUUUCACCUCAAUGAGGUGUGUUGGCAUCUUCACUUUGGGGCUCCUGGUGGGGCCCAGCUGGAGUCGACGGGACUUUAAAUCUCCUUUGUCUCAGAGCAGUUGUUGUGGUAAAGUUCUUUGUCUUCAUCUUAUCAGGUGCCUCUGUUCCGAGUAGAACUUUUAUCUGCAUUGCACCCAUUGGGGGGUUCAGACUUAUACUUGUUCCAGCCAUGGGGAGUAGGACCUCUGCUUGUCUCAUACCAGAUGUUGCACCUAUAGGGGAGUAAUGACCUCUACCUGCAUUGCACAUGCUGGGGUAGGACUUCAUCUUGCGCUAAGUAUUGCACCUGCUAGUGGGUAGGACCUCUAUCCAUGUUGCGCCAUGCACACCCAGUUUCAAAUACCUUCCACAGUUAGAUCUGAUGCAUUUGUUAAGUGUUGCCAUUCUUUGCCCAUCCCAUCUUCCAGUUGGUCCAGUAUAGGCUCCUUUGUUUUUGGUCCCUCCCCUUCAGCAAUCAUUUUUAUCUCCGCUAUUCCCAGACUCCCAUGCCCUGUGGCAGCCCCGGCACUUCACUGCCAGAGUCUAGAUGCAGGAGUGCUUUGCUUUAUCUGCCAUAGUUAGACAGUUUAAACUCAGCUGCAAUUUAGCCUCUUUCUGGGGUGAGAGAGUUCUCUGUUGGAAUUGUGAAAUGUAUCCAAUUGAGCUAGCUACUUUCUAGCUCUGAAAGCCACCAUUCACAGGGCUUGCUGCAUGGAAACAUAAUAUGGACAUGAUUUUUCAGGGAGUCAAACAUCCUAUUUACAGGGGGAAUUGGACACACAAUUUUGAUAGGCACAUGUGAAAUUCCAGCCAUCGCUCUUCUACAAAGGCAUGUUAUUUAGGCCCAGGGAAUAACCUGUUUGUUUUUAUAGGGAUGGUUUUUUCCUUGAAACCUGCUUCUCUCUUUCUAACCAUUUGCAUCCAUCCACCGCUGCCAAGUUGCACUUUGAGAGAAAGAUGCUUUAAACUUUGGCCUACACAACCCUGCAAUUUCAGAUCUCAGCGAACAGAAGUGUUCAUUUUGAAGGGAGAUUGGGGCAGAAAUGGGAUAAAUCCUGCUGUUCACUCUUCAGAUUUGCUGGGCAUGGAAGCCAGGAUUUUUGAAGGGACUAGUGAUUUUGGGUAUACCUCUAUUUAUAUUCUUAACUCAGACACCUGAAAAGAGGCCUUGUUUGCAGAAAGUACUGAACAUCGGGUCUCUGAGGCCUCUCUAGAUGGGCAGAAUCAAAAAUAAACUAGUCACUGUAGAAAAUGUUACUGACCCAUGCACACUUUUCUCCCUUUGCUGUGGCUGACAUCUUUCAAACACAAAUGCAGACCAAUUAACCUUCAGUUUGUGCUGUAGGGGAUCAACAAUGACAUGAAAGUUUCCACCCAUUUAUGAGGGAUUUUUAAGACUUUUUUUCUGCAUCAGCAAUGUCCAGUUUCAUUUGCUGGCAGUGUUUAGUAUGCACCCAGUCAUUAAACUGAUGGGAGAUGCUUUCUUAAUGACCACUACAUCUCCUACUUUGCUCAAGGUCAGAGGCAUUCAAUCUCAGUAGUGCGAUUAUUUUGGAUUGUCUCAUCCUGUCUUGACCAGUUCAGUCUGGUUAAUGCUUGUGGCUACAGUGUUUAAUGUUGCCUCAACUUUUAAGAGUGUUUCUCUCUCAUGUCUGACUUCUCCUGCAGUGUGGACAUGACAGAUGGUGCUGCAUCUCCUCAGUGCCUCCCUUGUACAUGAAAGCCUUAGGCCCCUACUGCUGCUGCCUUUUCUGGCUCUUUACACCAGCCAUGGGCUUACAUCCUCUUCUACGUAGCCAUCUGUGAUUGCUGCUGCUUUUGUCACCCCCUGCUUAAACGCUGCCCCUCUGCUCUAUGCCUCUGAGGGCAGAGGAACCACUGCUGGCAACCAGGGAGCAUCUGUUCCUGAAUCAAAAUCAUCACAAUCCCUUAAAUGCUGAAGACCCUAUAAACUGCAAGUCAGCUUCUGUUUGUGCUCAACUUCCACUUCCUGCCUAUCCAUCAGACAGGCUAAACUCCCCACCAGAAUGGCAUCCCCUUUUCAGCCAAAUGAGAAACCCUUCCUCCUCCUUUCUAACAAGGUGCAUCAGCAGCCCACAUUAGCCCUCUUUCUCCCACCCUUUAGCAAAGCCUUGUCACCACAUUAUCAAUGACAGAGGAUUACUUUGGCACCACGUUUUAGCUACAAAGCAGGAUGCAUUUUCGUGGCACAUGGAUGGGGAGCAUCUAGUGCAGGGGUGGGCAAGAUGCAGCCUGCGGGCCGAAUCUGGCCUGCCAAGCCAUUUGCUCCCACCCUCAGCCCAUCCUGCCAAUCUGAGAUCUGGGGGUGGGGAAGUGUGCAAAGUCAUUCACUCUUCAAAGUGGCUGGUGGCUCCCUCCCCCGCCAGGGGUGCAUAGCACCUAGAGGGAGCCACCAGCCAUUUUGAACAGCAAAUGACUUCACACACUCCCUUGCCCCCAGGUCCCAAUUAGCCUGGAGAGUGCGUGAAGUCUCCUUCCCCCACCAGGGACGUGUGGUGUCUAGAGGGAACUGCUCAAGGCCCCGUCCCUUCCGGGGUGGAAAGUGGAGCCGGCCUGCGACCAUGAACCAAAGUUCAUGAAGUGGCCCCCCUGCAAAAAUGAUUGCCCAUCCCUGAUCUAGUGCUAUUCCUCUGCUGUUAUGUCUGAGAUGAUUGUGACUCUGGUUUAUUAGCUAAAUCCUAAGAUGGUUUUAACUCCUUGGCACCUAGUAUUUGUCUUUCAGUGGACACGUGUAUCAUUCUGUUGAUAUUGGGUUUUAAUUAAUAUCAAAGAACACAGAAGCAUUUGAAGGAGUCAAACUGCAUUAAGAAUUGCAUAGACUUUGUAUAGGGAAAUUUAAUUUGAAACCUGACAACUUUUGGCCUGUAGUUUUGGCAUCUAUGUCCCAAUCAGAUUUGUACUGAAAAAUCUAGCACUAUGUAGGCCAGACACUUGACUCUGUACAGUCUAAACCUUAUUUUGACUCCUUAGUCCAACUCAGUCAAAGCACUUCGUGCCUGCUUGACACUAAGCGUGUUCUCUGAUACUUUCCCACAUAGGGAAGCUUUGCUGAAUCUGGGUAGCUCUCUGCCUGGCAGUGAAUUCCAACAAAUACAAGGAUUCUAGGGUUUUUAAUGAUUCCCUUGCCAUUUUUUCCUUGACCUAGUCUCCUUUUAUAACAGCCCAAUAACUACUCUGUGGCAUGUGUGAUAGUGGGUGAAUUUUAUAACUAGCUGCAGUUAGGCCUGCUUAAAAAAGUAAAAGUAAUUUCCCUUCUUGGCAGUCUCCUUACUCUCCCCACUGUCUCUGCCUAUCGUAAAUGGAGUCACCAGUUAGAUCCCAAAGCAAAUUGAUGUGAGUGUGUGAUACUUUCCUUUAGCCAUCUCUUUACCAGCUCAUUCUCUUCAUUGUGAAAAGACAGACAGGUGGAAGGAGUGGAAGGUUCUAAAACAACCCCGAUUUUUUUAUUUUGUUCUUUUUAAAGAAAAUUCCUCCCUUAUUCCCUUUUUACAUGAGGGACUCUUACCUCCUCUCUUCCUCUUUUGCUCCAGUUUAUUCUAACUAUGGCUAAACAAAAAGGGCUCCUCAGAAAAUUCCUGUCUCCCUUGUCCCCUUUAAUGAAUAUAUUCUUUGACGUAGCAAGUUGAUCUAUACUUUUGUUUGUCUUCUUGGUACCUUUUGAGGUAGGAUCUCAUGCCAAGUCUAGUUUGACAGACAUAGCUGACCUGUUUGUACUGUAUCAUUUGUACUGGGGCAGGGCAUGUUAAGUUUUUUCCCUAAGCCUUGUCUCUCUUUAUUUCACUUUUUACGUUGAUCAUGUGUUGGGACUUCUGCGUGCGUGUGCAUGUGUAAGGUCAUUUUAUUUGCGUUUUUUCCCCUUUCCGUUUCUAAAGGAAAAUUUAAAAUAAAACCUCACUUCUGAUGAUGUUGGGUUUUUUUUAACUAGUAAUUAUUCUCACUGGAAUCAAAGGGAAAAAGCUAAUCUUUUUGCAUUGGUUUUAUUUGUACGUUACAAAUAAAAACAGUUUGUUCAA